AUGUCCUCUGUUCUCGUGAUCCACAAGAGCGCUGCUGCACGUUGCUAUGGCAACCUACGGGAACGCUCUUAUGGGAUCGCAAGAACAGAGGACAUGCUUCUGCUGGAUGUGGAGAUUCCUGGCCCCCGCUUCACUGGGCAACCAUACUGUGCCACUGGACCACCAG
This is a messenger RNA of Pelobates cultripes (western spadefoot toad), 166 nucleotides long. The record is from the annotation of a GenBank genome assembly. Lineage: Eukaryota; Metazoa; Chordata; Amphibia; Anura; Pelobatidae.